AGAAACGCUUUGAUCUAAUCUAUACCGAGCCGGAGCUGGCUAUUCUAACCAGAGAGGCUGCUGAGGUCUCCGGCUCUAUGGGAUGCUGAUUCCCUUUCAGAGAGCAUUGAGGACAGCAUGGCAGUGGCUUUUGAUGCAAUGCUGGCCCGGGUCAAGGAUGUCUGUAAAAGAAAUGGUUUACUCAUUCUAUCAGUAUUAUCCGUCAUCGUGGGAUGUCUCCUUGGAUUCUUCCUCAGAACUAGGCGCCUCUCUCAGCAGGAGAUUAGUUAUUUCCAGUUUCCUGGAGAGUUAUUGAUGAGAAUGCUGAAAAUGUUGAUUCUCCCUCUGGUUGUUUCAAGCUUAAUGUCUGGACUAGCGGCUCUCGAUGCUAAGACAUCUAGUCGAUUGGGCAUCAUAACAGUCACUUACUAUCUUUGGACUACUUUUGUCGCUGUUAUUGUGGGAAUCAUUAUGGUUUCCAUUAUCCAUCCUGGUGGGGCUGCCCAGAAGGAGAACACAGAGGAAAGUGGGAAGCCAAUCAUGAGCUCUGCAGAUGCAUUGCUGGACUUAAUUCGGAACAUGUUCCCUGCCAACCUUGUUGAGGCCACUUUUAAACAGUACCGAACGAAAACCACUCCUAUUGUCAAAGCCAACAAGGCAAUGUCUGAAAGCACCACUCGCCGAAUCAUAAUCUAUGGCGUACAAGAUGAAAAUGGAUCCAACAUCCAGAAUUUUGCCUUGGACAUCACACCACCCCCUGAAGUGAUUUACAAAUCAGAGCCAGGCACCAGCGAAGGCAUGAAUGUGCUGGGCAUUGUAAUAUUCUCCGCUACCAUGGGAAUAAUGCUGGGCAGGAUGGGUAGCAGCGGUGUUCCCUUGGUCAGUUUUUGCCAGUGCUUAAAUGAAUCUGUCAUGAAGAUAGUGGCUGUGGCUGUAUGGUAUUUUCCAUUUGGAAUCGUGUUCCUUAUUGCUGGUAAGAUCUUGGAAAUGGAUGAUCCAUCAGCCAUUGGGAAGAAGCUAGGCUUUUAUGCUAUUACUGUAGUUUGUGGCCUGGUGGUACAUGGACUAUUUAUUCUGCCAAUGAUGUACUUCUUCAUCACCAAGAAGAACCCCAUUGUCUUCAUUAGAGGGAUUCUUCAAGCCUUGCUUAUCGCUCUGGCCACAUCAUCCAGCUCAGCCACUUUGCCUAUAACCUUCAAGUGCUUGUUAGAGAAUAACCAUGUGGAUAGGAGGAUCGCCAGAUUUGUGCUUCCUGUGGGAGCCACGAUCAAUAUGGAUGGAACUGCCCUUUAUGAAGCAGUAGCAGCCAUUUUCAUUGCUCAAGUAAAUAAUUAUGAACUGGACUUUGGACAGAUCAUCACCAUAAGCAUCACAGCAACAGCUGCCAGCAUAGGUGCAGCUGGGAUCCCACAAGCUGGCCUUGUGACCAUGGUCAUCGUUCUGACAUCAGUGGGGCUGCCUACAGAUGACAUCACGCUCAUAAUUGCUGUUGACUGGGCAUUAGACAGAUUCCGAACAAUGAUCAAUGUCCUAGGGGAUGCUCUUGCUGCUGGAAUAAUGGCGCACAUCUGCAGAAAAGAUUUUACCAAAGAAGGGUCUGAGGUGCCUUUGAUCUGUGAAACAAAACCUAUCAGCAUCCAUCAAAUCAUGGCUUACCAGAGAAAUGGCUGUGUGAAGAGCAUGAAUGAGCCCCAUGGUCCUGAACCAGCAAAGACAUUACAGCAUCACAUACCUGUUCAAAUAGAGCAAGAAGAAAACCCCAUAGAAACUCAUACAGAGAAAUCCAAUAGUAAAGACCACUGCACUAUUGAAAUCAAUGAACUGGAAACAAAUGUGUAACUCUUGCUCUUGGCAGUAUCUGAAACCUAAUGACUACCUCAUAGCUGGAAUUGGGAGACAGCCUUUUGCCUUGAAUGGGAAAGUAUGGAACGAUUCCCAGGUGUGAACUGGGGCAAUGAGGCCAGCUGUGAACAUCUGUGAUAACAGAAGCCUUCAUAGGGUGUGGCUUUUCAAUAGGUUGGUUUUUAUAAAAAGGAACUAAUCAUUGGACAACUUUGGUUUACUUUGGGCAAAUUGAUAUGAUUCCACCUAUGAUGCUCUUUUUAAAAAACAAACCCACCUAUGAUCCCUUUAAAAUUAUUUCUAACAAGUUACCUCUGUAUCAUAUUAAUCAUGAAGACAACUCUUCAAUAUUCAGCAGUGUCAUACUUUCCUGACCAUGCUUAGUUUCAAAAUGAACUUAUUGUAAUUGCACUCCCAUCUUAGCCUCAGGCAAUCAAUAUUUUACAUCCAGUUAAUCUGGCAACAAGUUGAAAAGUAUAUAU
Molecule: messenger RNA, 2303 nt
Organism: Elgaria multicarinata webbii
Lineage: Eukaryota; Metazoa; Chordata; Lepidosauria; Squamata; Anguidae
Gene: SLC1A7
Product: solute carrier family 1 member 7
Exons: 11
Coding region: 118-1818 (566 amino acids)
Biological process (GO): L-glutamate transmembrane transport
Cellular component (GO): plasma membrane
Molecular function (GO): neutral L-amino acid transmembrane transporter activity; glutamate:sodium symporter activity; L-glutamate transmembrane transporter activity
Source: RefSeq, a predicted model, not a curated record